This is a messenger RNA of Saxophila tyrrhenica, 990 nucleotides long. RefSeq lists its product as uncharacterized. The coding region runs from base 1 to 990 and encodes 329 amino acids. The transcript has a single exon. The record is from RefSeq and is a predicted model, not a curated record. NCBI's taxonomy places the organism in Eukaryota, Fungi, Ascomycota, Dothideomycetes, Mycosphaerellales, Extremaceae.
AUGGAAAGUGGAUCAGCACCGCCGCCAUCCUACCAGGACGCCCCAGAAAUACCAUCCGACAUCUUUCGACCACUACUUGCCAUCGCUCAGCGCCAAUACGAAGCUAGCGAUGUGAAGCAAUAUUACCUCGUCAUGCUCCGGCAUCUCCGCAGAAUGGGUACCAUGAACGCCGAUGCCGCAUACACCAUCUUGAGCCCUGUGUCGGACAGGAAAUCGGCGCUUCCUGGGCUUGACGGAUCACACAUCGUACAAACUCUGGACGACGAGCAAGUCAGCCCAAAGACAAACCUCAUGAACGAAGAGCCUACAUUCGAGCCCUCCUAUGAGCCAGGCCAGAGCGAUCAACUUCACAUCGCCACCUCCGCUCACCACUAUCCAAUUCUGAACGAAGUGUCCCGCCAGAUUGGAGCAGAACUUCCUCCAGCCCUACCUCCACGGCACGACAGCCAGCAGUUUUGCGAAAGUCCGCCACAGGACAUGCUCAUGGUGCUGCCAACGAGCACUGCAGCAUCCGAACACAAUGCUGCGCGAGCAGUGUCUCUUCCAACCCCACCCUUCGGAACUCCACAACAACAGCCAUACCACAACCCAUGGCUUUCUCCGGAGCAAUUUCACGCUUCACAUCAUCUCGGCCAACAGCAGCCGCGCGGCUUCAUGCUACCCUUCACGCAGCCCCCGGCAUCCUACCACGCCAGCAUAGCCAACACCCUCGCCUUCCACCCGCCACCACAACCGCAGCCACAUCCACACUCGCAACCCUAUCCGCAGGACCAACAAAUGUACUCUUCGGAGUCAGAUGGUUUCCUUGGCCCACUCGGCACUAGUUUGGGACUGUCACAGUUUGCGAACAACUUCGCCGAUGAAUUUUAUUCUUCUCCGCUGUUUCCGAUGAUUGAUGUGAUUCCGUCGCGGAAGCGGAGGAAGGCGCUUAUGCAGAAGGGAGUUAGGAGGUUCACUGGGGGGAUACAGAUGGGUGGGCAGGGUGUUUAG